This is a messenger RNA of Chaetomium strumarium, 249 nucleotides long. Its product is annotated as U6 snRNA-associated Sm-like protein LSm6. The record is from RefSeq and is a predicted model, not a curated record. Bases 1 to 249 code for a protein of 82 amino acids. Gene Ontology annotation, molecular function: RNA binding. NCBI's taxonomy places the organism in Eukaryota, Fungi, Ascomycota, Sordariomycetes, Sordariales, Chaetomiaceae. The transcript is spliced from 3 exons. Gene Ontology annotation, biological process: mRNA splicing, via spliceosome; maturation of SSU-rRNA. Gene Ontology annotation, cellular component: U4/U6 x U5 tri-snRNP complex; U6 snRNP; sno(s)RNA-containing ribonucleoprotein complex.
AUGGAGAACGGAGCAAACACCCAGAGCGAGGGCAAGGACCCAUCCGGUUUCCUGAGCGAAAUCAUCGGCAACCCGGUCACCGUUAAGCUCAACUCGGGCGUUAUCUACAAGGGAGAGCUUCAAUCGGUGGAUGGAUACAUGAACAUCGCGCUCGAAAAGACAGAGGAAUAUGUCAAUGGCACGAAGCGGCGAAGCUAUGGUGACGCGUUCGUCAGAGGCAACAACGUCAUGUAUAUCUCUGCCGAUUAA